Adineta steineri is the source of this 1671-nucleotide messenger RNA. The record is from the annotation of a GenBank genome assembly. NCBI's taxonomy places the organism in Eukaryota, Metazoa, Rotifera, Eurotatoria, Adinetida, Adinetidae.
GAUGAACGAUAAAAUUUGUUUACAUUAUUGUUUUCAUAUAGAAAAAGUAAGACUAUUGGUAAAUUAAUCAAUCGAAUAUCGGCAUCUCUUCAAUACUUUUUGAAUAAUAUUACAACAAAUCAAGCAUUACUUUUUGAAACUUGCGAAUAUUUAUAUAUUAAUCCAUUAAUUCGACAACAAUGUCUAGAUACUUGUCUAGCGAUCACAAAUGAAGUUCAAAAUUCACUUCAUACUCUUCCGACAUAUAUGAUGAUUACAUGCAAAGAUAAAAUUGUGUAUAUGCAUUCAAGUAAUGAUCAAAAUCGACUAAGUAAUAGUGAUCUAUUCUUAUUAUUAUUAAAUAAUACAAGUCGACCAUUACGUGAUGAAUUUAAAUUACAAAAAAAUAAAUCAUCAAAAAUAAUGGCUCAUAUAUACAAAACAAAUCUUGAUACUAAUAAUCAAAAUUUAUCAAAUUCAGCAAGAGGAUCAAUGGAAGAUCUUCAUACUUUACAAACUAGACGAGCAGUUUCUUUACCAACUUUUCCUAAGUUAGAAAUAACAAAAACAACUGAAACUCGUCGAAUUGAAGUCAUAUUUAUGAAAACAUUAACAAGACCUCUGGCACCAUUUACUAUGUAUACGAUAUCAUUAACUGAUGAUAUUUCUGUUCUUAUUCUUAUUGAAUGGAAAAGCAGUUUAGCUUGUUCCUAUUUGUUUGAACUUAUUCAUCAUCUUAAUUUAUGUCAAAGUCAAUCACGGUUUUCAUAUACUCGAUUAAAUAAUUAUAUUAAAUCUGUAGAAAAUAACGGAACUAUUCGACGUUAUUUUGAAAGUAAAAAAAAUCGACCAAAUAUUCUAUCAAUUAUUUUAAAUGAAACACAAAUUAUAUAUAAAUCUUUACCAAAAAAACCUGAUAUUAUGGAUGAAGAUAAUCAUAAAAGUAAUCAAAUUCUAGGGAAUUUAAAAAAAACGAAUGACUAUUCAGUUCAAGUAUUUCAUAAUUUAUUUUUUGAUAUUGAUGAAUAUGCUCUUACAACAAAUACCAGUGAUCAACAAAACGAUUUUUCAAUGAAUGAAGAUAAUUUAAUUGAAUCACCAUUAAUACAAAUUCUUCGAAACAAAUUAACUGAACAUUUAGGAGACUGGUUUUCAUUUAUUGAAAUUAAAUCACAACGAAAUAUUACAAUGAGUUUUUGUCAUGACAAUUUUCCAGGUCUCGUACAUUUUGCAUUUAUUGAUCGUUUACGUGGACAAAUUUGUGCGCCAGCGUUAUAUACUAAUGAUUAUCAACAUUAUGCAGCAACAAAUACUAAAACAGAUGGAAUAGAACAAAUUUUAGAAAAAAAAAUAUUAGCUUUUGAAUUGGAGUGUCUUUCAGCAUUGAAACGAGGUUGUACGUCAUACACAAUGACUGAUGAACAUUUUCAAUAUAAUUAUACAUUGCGUUUACAAGAAAGUAAUGGUGCAUCUAUGCGACUUUAUAAACCUUUUGUUGAAUAUCAACCACCAGGUAUUUUACAUUUUGAUUUUUACAAAGCAUUGGCAAACGAAAAUUAUUCUUCCCUAAUGGAUAAAACAUCAAUAGCAUGUUUUGAAUUGAUUUGUGUACAUCUACGUAUUGUAUCAUCAAGUAACGUUCGUGAACAAUGUGAACAACUCUGGCCAAAACUAAUGGAAUUGGACGAGUAA